Molecule: messenger RNA, 534 nt
Organism: Rotaria sp. Silwood2
Lineage: Eukaryota; Metazoa; Rotifera; Eurotatoria; Philodinida; Philodinidae
Source: the annotation of a GenBank genome assembly
AUGGCAUCAAGAUACAACGAGGAUGAGUGUUUUCGUUUAAAUGUAAAAAAAUUGAUUGCUCUUGCUUUUCUUCCUUUAGAUAAAGUUACAAAUGGCUACGAAUUAAUUGCCGAACAAUUCGACGAUGAAGCUGACGAUUUGCUUGAUUAUUUUGAAAGAACAUGGAUUGGCGAACGAAAAAGAAGAGGGGCUGGUCGCAAGAAGCCUAAAUUCGAUCACACAUUAUGGAAUAUUUAUGAUCGUGUUGUUGCUGGUGUACCUCGAUCUAAUAACUCGGUAGAAGGCUGGCACAAUGCAUUCGCCAAUCGUGUUGCAAUCAAUCAUCCUGAUAUCGUGAAAUUGGCAGAAAAAAUUCGUCGUGAACAAUCGAAAUUCGAAGUGGACAUGGCGAAGAUUCUUCAAGGACAUGAUAUCAAGACGAAGAAGGUCUGCUAUCGACAAUUGGACGAACGUAUUACUCGGCUUGUCAACGCGUUCGACCCAUCUGACCUGGACCAAUUUUUGAAGAACAUCGCCGCCAACAUUACUCUUUAG